Morone saxatilis (striped sea-bass) is the source of this 2107-nucleotide messenger RNA. RefSeq names its product leukocyte elastase inhibitor-like. The transcript is spliced from 10 exons. Lineage: Eukaryota; Metazoa; Chordata; Actinopteri; Moronidae. Gene Ontology annotation, biological process: negative regulation of endopeptidase activity. The record is from RefSeq and is a predicted model, not a curated record. Gene Ontology annotation, molecular function: serine-type endopeptidase inhibitor activity. Bases 173 to 1327 code for a protein of 384 amino acids.
GAGGAGGAGGAAGAAGAGAAACGACAUAGGAGAAUGCGGAAGCUCAUUUGACAAGGUUUUCUGGGCGUGUCGGCUUGUAAAUAAUAAAAACUGAUGCUGCCAGCAGAAGUCUUCCUGUAACGGAAAAACCCCUGAUCACCUGAGGACCACCAGGCAAGCGUCAGUCCACACAAUGGCAUCACCAACCCCUCUAACCAAGGCCAACACCACCUUCUCUCUGGCUCUGUUCAAAAAGCUGAGCGAUGACGACAAGGCCGGGAAUAUCUUCUACUCUCCUUUUAGCAUCUCUUCAGCUCUGGCUAUGGUGAUGCUGGGGGCCAGAGGCAACACAGCCACCCAGAUGUCAGAGUGCCUGAAAACCAAGGAUUCUAUGGAUGAUGUCCAUGUUAGCUUUGCCCAGCUGCUGAGUGAGCUCAACAAGCCAGACGCUCCGUAUGCCCUCAGUGUAGCCAACAGGCUGUACGGGGAGCAGUCCUACCAGUUUGUUGAGGAUUUCUUAGGAGACACCAAGAAGCACUACAGGGCAGAGCUGGAGUCUGUGGACUUCACAUCCAACUCAGACGCAGCCAGGCUCAACAUCAACAACUGGGUGGAGAACCAGACACAAGGUAAAAUUAAGGAUCUGCUGGCCCAUGGUGUGGUGGACAACAUGACCAGGCUGGUGCUGGUCAAUGCCAUCUACUUCAAAGGCAACUGGAACAAGCAGUUUGAUGCGGCUGCCACACGUGAUGAUAAAUUUAGACUUAACAAGAAUGACACUAAGCCAGUGAAGAUGAUGUACCAGAAAACUAAGUUCCCUUUAACCUUCAUCCCUGAAGCCAGCUGCCAGAUCCUAGAGCUGCCUUACAAAGGAAAGGAGCUCAGCAUGCUCAUCUUCCUCCCCAAUGAAAUGGAGGACAGUACAACAGGUCUGGAGAAGCUGGAGAAGGAGCUGAACUAUGAGAACUUUGUGGAGUGGACUCGUCCAGACAUGAUGGAUGAGGUUGAGGUGCAGGUGGGGCUGCCACGGUUCAAGAUGGAGGAGAAGUAUGACAUGAAGAAUAUCCUGGUCAGCAUGGGCAUGGUGGAUGCCUUCGACAUGACGAUGAGUGACUUCUCCGGCAUGUCUCCCGCCAACGACCUGGUGCUGUCAAAGGUCAUCCACAAGGCCUUUGUGGAGGUCAACGAGGAGGGAACCGAGGCUGCUGCUGCCACCGGUGCCAUCAUGAUGCUGCGCUGCGCCAUGCGUCCAGCCACCUUCAUCGCAAACCACCCCUUCCUUUUCUUCAUCCGACACAACCCCUCCAUGAGCAUUCUCUUCGCUGGCCGUUACUGCUCCCCCGAGUGAGCGCUACAUCGCUUAGAGUGGUGUUUUUCAACUGGAGGGGGGUUACAAUACAUCUACUACAGCAACAGUAUAAAUAUUUUAGUUUUGGUAUUACUAGAAGAAUGUUGAGAACCACCGCUCUAGAGUUUCCUAAUCUCUGUAAUCACACACCAAGUUCCCGUCCUAUAUUUUCAACACCAGAAUGAUGAGAUUGUGGUGUUGGAUUUUCUUAUCUGUGGCUUCUUGUCUGUAUCACUUCUUACAUGAGUGAUUCUGUUUACCUGUGCCUUCUUGAACAUUAGGUUCAUGCACUGUAACUUUAGCACCUAAUUUCAUCCUUAAGAUCUGGUAUGUCUACCAGACUGAUCAAUGCAUGGCCCUAUUUGCUGCACCCUCACUCCCUACUCUAGUUUAUCAUUAAAGUCUUUUUUUUUCUUAUCUUACACCCUGUGAAAUAAUUUGCCUUAAUCACAAUGUCUAUUAUGCCUCUUUUCUCAACCGCCAACUGUGCUUUUAUAUCAUAUGAAGGUGCGACGGUUGCAAGAUUCUCUGCACUUUCCAUCUUCUUAGAUAUUCAAUUAACCAAAGAGAAUAAUGUGAUGAAAUCACAUUGUCAGAUAGAUAUAUCCUUGGGUAUUACUAGAAUUGUAAUCAAGCAAAGGGCAGCUAUAUGUCACUGUAUCAUUAUGCAUAUAAUGAGUAUAGACUAUAAACAACAAGAGCUUACAUGAAGGAUUGAACUGGUUAUUUGUAUGUAUCUUUAUGCUCUUACAUACAGAAUAAACGUGUGGCUUGCAAAUA